Messenger RNA from Thlaspi arvense, 625 nucleotides. The record is from the annotation of a GenBank genome assembly. NCBI's taxonomy places the organism in Eukaryota, Viridiplantae, Streptophyta, Magnoliopsida, Brassicales, Brassicaceae.
GGAAAGAGGCAGAGGAGCUUCUCUCUCUUUCAUAGUUCAACCCUCCUUAGAAACAUAAUAUACAAAAAAAGGAAAAUAAAGUCUCGUUAUCUUUUCCGACAAAAACAUAGAGAUACAAUUUGCGAAAAUCUCUGCUCUUUCAAAUCCCGUUAUCGCAAUCGAUCAACCGAAUACACAAAAGCUCUCAACUUUCUCUCUCUUUCUGAGCGAACUCUCUCUCCCUCUCUCUCUUUAAAUCCAUCAAUUCUCUGCUCUUUCAGAUCCCAUUAUCGCAAUCGAUCUCUCAGAAAACCCAACCGAAUACAAAAAGCUCUCAACUUUCUCUCUCUUUCUGAGGGAACUCUCUCUCUCUCUCUCUCUCUCUCUCUCUCUCUCUCUCUCUCUCUCUUUCUCUGUCUUUAAAUCCAUCAAAUCUCUGCUCUUUCAGAUCCCACUAUUGCAAUCGAUCUCUCAGAGAACCCAACCGAAUACAAAAAGCUCUCAACUUUCUUCGGUUUCUGAGGGAGCUCUCUCUGUCUCUCUCUUCAAAUCCAUCAUGUCAAACCCUGCAAACUCUCUGCGAGUGAAUGCUCACAGGUGUACAAACAUGAGCACUCUACACGAGAAUCAAAUCUGUGGUGUUUAA